Vanrija pseudolonga is the source of this 1406-nucleotide messenger RNA. RefSeq names its product Peptidyl-prolyl cis-trans isomerase D (gene cyp12). The record is from RefSeq and is a predicted model, not a curated record. The transcript has 7 exons. Gene Ontology annotation, molecular function: peptidyl-prolyl cis-trans isomerase activity. Gene Ontology annotation, biological process: protein peptidyl-prolyl isomerization; protein folding. Lineage: Eukaryota; Fungi; Basidiomycota; Tremellomycetes; Trichosporonales; Trichosporonaceae. The coding region runs from base 21 to 1406 and encodes 461 amino acids.
CCUCAACAGCCGCAGGAGAAAUGCCCCUCCCGCGCACCUUUUUCGACUUUACAGUCGGCGACAAGCCGCUGGGGCGUGUAGUGUUCGAGCUCUUCACCGAUGUCGUGCCCAAGACAGCUGAGAACUUCCGUGCCCUCUCGACUGGCGAGAAGGGCCAGAGCGCGUCCGGCGCCACGCUCAGCUACAAGGGCAGCCCUGUCCACCGUGUCAUUGACGGCUUCAUGAUCCAAGGCGGCGACUUUACCAAGCGUAACGGAUCGGGCGGGGAGAGCAUCUACGGCGGCAUGUUCAAGGACGAGCGGCUGUCGGGCGACGGCACCGAGGUGGACCGGGAGGGUCUCCUUGUCAUGGCGAACCGCGGGCCAGACACCAACGGCUCACAGUGGUUCAUCACGCUGGCGGCUGCGCCGCACCUGACAGGCAAGCACGUUGUCUUCGGCCGCGUCGUAUCGGGCAUGGAGCACAUCCGCGCGAUCGGCAAGCUCGAGACGGACGGGCGCGACAGGCCGCACUCACCCGUCAUCGUCUCGCACGCAGGCGAGCUCGAGCUGCGCAAGCCUGCAGUAACGAGGCCUCGCACGCCGAGCGUGUCCUCUGACUCGGAGGACGAGGAGGAGCGUCGGCGGCGCAAGGAACGCAGGGAGCGCAAGGAGCGCGAGCGCGAAGAGCGGCGCGAGGAGAGGCGUAAGCGGAAAGAGAAGGACGGGCGGGAUCGAGACCGCUCGCGCUCCCCCCAGCGGCGUCGGGACUCGCGCUCGCCGCGCAAGGAGACGCUGGACGAGCUCGAUGCGCGCCUCGAGCGCGAGGAGAAGGAGCGCCUCGAGGCCGCGAGACGCGACAAGCUGUCCGAGAUCAAGACGCAGAUCGCGACCGAGCGGGCGGCGGUGCGCGAGUCUGGCGGGGUAGUGUACAAGGGCCGCGGCGCGAUGCGAUACCGCGACCCCGAGUCUGGCGGGCGGUCAAACGACGCCUGGCGGACCGUCGACAGCCGCGCGCCGCCUCGCCGCCGAAGGCUGAGCGGGGACAGGUGGGAGCGCGGCGCGGACGCCAGGCCGCAGUUUGAGCGCUCUAGUCGCGCCGACAUGGACCGGUGGGACCGGGGCGGGGAGCGCGAAGCGCGCGAGAGGAGGGAGGCGGGCGGAGGAGGCCUCGGGAGCCGGAUUGGCGGGCGUGCCGGCGCCGACGACGCCGAGGCCGAGCGUGACCGUGAGCGUGAACGUGAUGACCCCGCGCGUGCGGCGCGUGCUGGCGCGUGGCGGAGCUCUGCCAGGAGGGACGAUUCACCCCGCCGCGAGUCCCCGCCCCCGCGCGACGAUGAUGACGACGACGACCGCCGUCGCUUGAGCCCUGGUCCCCGCGCGCCGUCGCCCACUGGCAGCGAUAUGCAGAUGGACGGCGACGAGUAG